This is a messenger RNA of Archocentrus centrarchus (flier cichlid), 5525 nucleotides long. RefSeq names its product sodium channel, voltage-gated, type IV, alpha, b (gene scn4ab). Bases 1 to 5292 code for a protein of 1763 amino acids. NCBI's taxonomy places the organism in Eukaryota, Metazoa, Chordata, Actinopteri, Cichliformes, Cichlidae. Gene Ontology annotation, molecular function: calcium ion binding; voltage-gated sodium channel activity. Gene Ontology annotation, cellular component: voltage-gated sodium channel complex; plasma membrane. The record is from RefSeq and is a predicted model, not a curated record. The transcript has 30 exons. Gene Ontology annotation, biological process: neuronal action potential; membrane depolarization during action potential; sodium ion transmembrane transport.
AUGGCAUCUCUUCUGCCCCCUGUUGGUUCUGAGAUUUUCAAACGAUUCACACCAGCAUCACUGGAGGAAAUCCAACGACGCCAUGAAGCUGAAGAAAAGGAACAUCAGAUAAGGAAAGAGAACAAUAUUGAGAUUGCAGAGGAAGAUCUUCCUAAACCAGUUAGUGACCUGGAGGCUGGGAAACCCCUUCCCCUUAUAUAUGGAGACCCACCUCCUGAGUUUCUCAACACCCCAUUGGAGGAUCUGGAUCCUUUCUACCAAUCACAGAAGACCUUCAUUGUGCUCAGUAAAGGAAACAUCAUCUACAGGUUUAAUGCUGAGCCUGCCUGUUACCUCCUGAGUCCAUUCAACCCACUGAGGACCUUAGCCAUCAAGAUCCUCAUUCAUUCAUUAUUCAGUCUGUUCAUCAUGGUGACGAUUCUGAGCAAUUGUGUCUUUAUGACAAUGAGCAACCCUCCAGCAUGGAGCAAGACAGUCGAAUACGUGUUCACAGGCAUCUACACAUUUGAGGCAACAACCAAAGUUUUGUCUCGAGGAUUCUGCAUUGGAGAAUUCACCUUCCUCAGAGACCCGUGGAAUUGGCUGGACUUCAUGGUCAUCAGCAUGGCGUAUUUGACAGAAUUUGUGGAUUUGGGAAAUGUUUCUGCAUUGAGGACAUUCAGAGUUCUUCGAGCCCUCAAAACCAUUACUGUCAUCCCUGGUCUGAAAACGAUUGUUGGAGCCCUCAUCCAAUCAGUGAAGAAACUGGCUGAUGUCAUGAUCCUGACAGUUUUCUGCCUCAGUGUCUUUGCUCUGAUUGGUCUUCAGCUUUUCAUGGGAAACCUGAGGCAAAAAUGCGUCCUGAUGCUGCCACCAUUGCAUAGCAACCACACGGCAGAUAUCAACCUUAAUGCCAGUUUCCAUAUCAAUGACACUCACAACAACAAUACAGGAAGCAGUGUCUUUGAUUUCUAUGAGUAUAUCAACAACCCAGAGAACCAUUACUAUCUUCCUGGUCAUCUUGAUGCUCUGCUGUGUGGAAACAGCUCUGAUGCUGGGGUUUGUCCAGAUGGUUACAUCUGUAUGAAGGCAGGGAGAAACCCAAACUACGGCUAUACCAGCUACGACACAUUUGGCUGGGCAUUCCUGGCUUUGUUCAGACUCAUGACUCAGGACUUCUGGGAAAAUCUGUUCCAGCUGACACUGCGAGCAGCAGGUAAAACGUACAUGAUCUUCUUUGUGGUCAUCAUCUUCCUUGGAUCGUUCUACCUCAUUAACCUCAUCCUGGCUGUGGUCGCCAUGGCAUACGCCGAACAGAAUGAAGCCACCAUAGCUGAGGCCAAACAAAAGGAGGAGGAGUAUGCUCAGAUCCUGGAGGCACUGAAGAGGAGAGAGGAGGAGCAGGCAGUGAACAAGGUGGAGCUGUUAGAGAAUCAAGAUUCAACGCCACAGAAGAAGAAUUUAUCUACAGAUAUAAAGAGCAACAAGCAAGAGCACAGUGCCAUGGAAGACUUUGAAGAUGACCAGAGGCCUUGUCCUCCAUGUUGGUAUGUGUUUGCUGACACCUUCCUAAAGUGGAACUGUUGUGGUUGUUGGCGGUGGGUCAAGAAGUGGCUUUACAUGAUCGUCAUGGACCCAUUUGUCGACCUCACCAUCACCAUCUGCAUCGUCCUCAACACUGUCUUCAUGGCCAUGGAGCAUUAUCCAAUGACUGAGGAGUUUGAGGAGCUGCUGAGCAUUGGAAAUCUGGUCUUCACAGGUAUCUUCACAGCUGAGAUGGUCCUUAAACUUCUGGCCAUGGAUCCGUAUUACUACUUCCAGGUGGGCUGGAACAUCUUUGACAGCAUCAUCGUCACGAUGAGUCUGGUUGAACUGGGAUUAGCUAACGUUCAAGGCCUGUCAGUGUUACGCUCAUUCCGAUUGAUGCGAGUAUUUAAGCUGGCCAAGUCCUGGCCAACCCUCAACAUGCUGAUAAAGAUCAUUGGGAACUCAGUGGGUGCUCUAGGGAACCUGACUCUGGUUCUUGCCAUCAUUGUCUUCAUCUUUGCUGUCGUCGGCAUGCAGCUGUUUGGGAAGAACUACAAAGACUGCGUCUGUCGCAUUGCAGAGGACUGCGAGCUUCCUCGCUGGCACAUGCAUGACUUCUUCCACGCCUUCCUCAUCAUCUUCAGGGUGCUGUGUGGCGAGUGGAUUGAGACCAUGUGGGACUGCAUGGAGGUGUCAGGUCAGACCAUGUGUCUGAUUGUCUUCAUGAUGGUCCUGGUUAUCGGAAAUCUGGUGGUUCUGAAUCUGUUCCUGGCCUUGUUGCUAAGUUCGUUCAGUGGUGAUAAUCUGGCAGCUCCAGAAGAUGAAGGAGAAAAUAAUUUGCAAAUCGCCAUAAACCGGAUUAACCGGGCUGUGACCUGGACCAAGGCCUGGAUCCUGGAGCAUAUCUGGUCUUCAGUGGGAAAAAACAAACAAGUCAACCAAGACCAGUCCAGUGCAGUCAGCUGUGAAGAAGACAACACAAUGAGAAAGGAGGUUUUAGCUUUGACCUUUGUGACCUCAGAUGAGCCAGUGUCCCAUGUCAAAGCCUACAGUUUCAACCAUGGCAUUCUGACCAGUAACUACCACAGCAUUGCCUCCCUGAGGGUCCCCAUAGCAGAAGCAGAGUCUGACUCUGACAUGCCUGAAAAUGAAGAUGAAGAGGAGGAGGAAGAAGAAGAAGAUGAGGGUGAUGUGUCAUCAGUCUGCAGCACUGUACAGCAAAUUCCUGAAGUCCAAAAGGAGGAAGAUAAUGAUGAUACAAACACACCUGUGAAUUGCUGCAGUGACAAGUGUUACAGUCGCUGUCCGCUCCUGGACAUAGACACAUCCCAGGGCCGGGGAAAGGUCUGGUUUAACUUCAGGAGAACUUGUUUCACCAUUGUAGAGAACAACUACUUUGAGACAUUCAUUAUAUUCAUGAUCCUGCUGAGCAGUGGUGCUCUGGCUUUUGAAGACAUCUACCUCGAGCAGCGUCAGGUCAUAAAGACAGUCCUGGAGUAUGCAGAUCAGGUGUUCACCUAUGUGUUUGUGGUGGAGAUGAUUCUCAAGUGGGUCGCGUAUGGAUUCAAGACCUACUUCACCAACGCCUGGUGCUGGCUUGACUUCCUCAUUGUAGAUGUAUCUCUGGUUUCACUGACAGCAAACAUCCUGGGAUACUCUGAACUGGGAGCUAUUAAGUCUCUGCGGACCCUGAGAGCCCUGAGGCCCCUGAGGGCCCUGUCUCGCUUUGAGGGGAUGAAGGUGGUGGUUAAUGCUCUGGUUGGCGCAGUCCCAUCAAUCUUCAAUGUCCUCCUUGUGUGUCUGAUCUUCUGGCUGAUUUUCAGCAUCAUGGGUGUGAACCUGUUUGCAGGAAAGUUUUAUUACUGUUUCAAUGAGACUUCAGAGGAGAUGUUUCACUCUGACGAAGUCAACAACAAGACCCAGUGUUUGGCGCUGAUUCAGGAAAACUUCUCUGAAGUCCGUUGGAAAAACCUGAAGGUCAAUUACGACAAUGUGGGGAUGGGCUACCUGUCUCUGCUGCAAGUGGCCACAUUUAAAGGCUGGAUGGACAUCAUGUAUGCAGCAGUGGACUCCAGAGAGGUGGAGUCCCAGCCGAUGUAUGAAGACAACCUUUAUAUGUACCUGUACUUCGUUUGUUUCAUCAUCUUUGGCUCAUUCUUCACCCUCAACCUUUUCAUUGGAGUCAUUAUAGACAACUUCAACCAGCAGAAAGCUAAGUUCGGAGGAGGUGAUAUUUUCAUGACAGAGGAGCAGAAGAAAUAUUACAACGCCAUGAAGAAACUGGGCUCUAAGAAACCUCAGAAACCUGUCCCACGGCCGGAGAAUAGGUUUCAGGGUCUGGUCUUUGACCUGGUGACCCAACGUUUUUUUGAUGUUCUCAUCAUGGUGUUAAUCUGCCUCAACAUGGUGACUAUGAUGGUGGAAACAGAUGAACAGAGCAAGGAGAAAGAAACCAUCCUUUACUGGGUCAACCUUGUUUUCAUCAUCAUCUUCACCACAGAGUGCAGUCUAAAGAUCAUCGCUCUCCGUCAGCACUAUUUUGCUGUUGGCUGGAACAUCUUUGAUUUUGUGGUGGUUAUACUUUCCAUUGUAGGCCUCCUUCUUGCUGACAUCAUAGAGAAGUACUUCGUAUCACCCACACUCUUUCGUGUAAUCCGAUUGGCUCGUAUCGGUCGAAUCCUUCGUCUUAUUCGUGGAGCCAAGGGGAUCCGGACACUGCUCUUUGCCUUGAUGAUGUCCCUUCCUGCUCUCUUCAACAUUGGCCUCCUCCUCUUCCUCAUCAUGUUCAUUUUCUCCAUCUUUGGUAUGUCUAACUUUGCCUACGUGAAGAAGGAAGGGAUGAUCGAUGACAUGUUUAACUUUGAGAACUUUGGAAACAGCAUGAUCUGCCUCUUCAUGAUCACCACAUCAGCAGGAUGGGAUGGUUUGCUGAAUCCUAUUAUGAACACACCCCCAGACUGUGACCCGGACUUUGAAAACCCGGGAUCAGCAGUCAGAGGGAACUGUGGCAGUCCAGCGGUAGGGAUUGUUUUCUUCACCACUUACAUCAUCAUGUCCUUUCUGGUGGUGGUCAACAUGUACAUUGCCAUCAUCCUGGAGAACUUCAAUGUAGCCACCGAGGAGAGCAGCGACCCACUGUGUGAGGAUGACUUUGAGAUGUUUUAUGAAACCUGGGAGAAGUUUGACCCUGAUGCCUCACAGUUCAUACAUUACAGUGAGCUCUCAGACUUCUGCGAUGCUCUGCAGGAUCCUCUGCGGAUUCCAAAACCCAACACCAUCACACUGAUCCAAAUGGACCUGCCUCUGGUACCAGGAGACAAACUGCACUGUCUAGACAUACUGUUGGCGCUCACUGCACAGGUGUUGGGUGAUUCAGGGGCCAUGGACACUCUAAAAGGCAGCAUGGAAGAAAAGUUCAUGGCAAACAACCCCUCCAAGGUGUCAUAUGAACCAAUCAGCAGUACCCUCCGGAGGAAACAGGAAGAGGUGGCAGCGAUGGUGAUCCAGAGAGCGUACAGGAAGCACCUCCUGCAGCGGACGGUCAAACUGGCAUCCUACAAAUAUAGAGAGAAGUUGGCGAGCCCGCGAGACAAGCCACCAGAAACAGAAGGACUCAUUUAUAAACAGCUGAGUCUGCUAUUCAGCGACAACAAUGAUCAGAUGGUUUCAGGCAAGGAUUGUCCUACCCGGGUGGAGCUUCAGAGUGAGUUUCUCCUCCAUGCUGCCCCUCCACUCAGCACCACUGAUUUUUUUCAAGAUGAGAACCUGAAGGAAUCUGUUGUGUGAUGGUUCACCUGCUCCUCGAGUUUCUCCUCUCAUCGAUGAUGGUCACCUGUGGGAGGAGCAGCAGGUACUCUUUGUGCAGACUCAGCAGAGACUCUGCCUUCUUUUCAUGUUUGGAAGUUAACACCCUGUGUGAUGUUAAACUUUACAAGUAAACCUUAUUAUAACCUGAGUAUUUAUUGCUCAUCAACCCAAACGUUAUAACUUGUGUGUUUGAGAUCAUAUCUGAAACUGCU